This is a messenger RNA of Aspergillus steynii IBT 23096, 1545 nucleotides long. RefSeq names its product putative G-patch DNA repair protein (Drt111). NCBI's taxonomy places the organism in Eukaryota, Fungi, Ascomycota, Eurotiomycetes, Eurotiales, Aspergillaceae. Gene Ontology annotation, cellular component: precatalytic spliceosome. The record is from RefSeq and is a predicted model, not a curated record. The coding region runs from base 1 to 1545 and encodes 514 amino acids. Gene Ontology annotation, biological process: mRNA cis splicing, via spliceosome. The transcript is spliced from 5 exons. Gene Ontology annotation, molecular function: RNA binding.
AUGACGUCCGACUCGACCCCUUCUAAACCCGGGGGCAUGCUGUCCCUGUAUGCCAACCUGCUGGAUCCGUCGGCCGACUCUGCGUCGCCCGGCACGAUCUCGCGGGCCCCUGUGGUCUUCAAGCAAGCUGGCGAGGGCGAAGCGCCGGCGGAUGAAUCGGCUGCGAAGAAGCAGCAGCAGCUCAAUUCUGCCUCUCUACGAUUUCAGCCGACAAAACGACCCCAGCUCGCCGCGCAGAAACCCAAAGCGAAGCCCAAUCUGCCCAAGACUUCCCAGCCUCCCGUCACGUCAAACGCCCCGGUGAAGACAUCGCUUGCGGACUGGGCCGCGACCGAGGAUGACGAUGUGAAUGGAUUCUAUGCCGGCCCGAAGCGACAGCGCGGCGGGCGCAAAAAGCGCAAGAAGAACCGAGAAGCGGAGGAGAUGAUGCAGAACUGGGACGACAUUUAUGAUCCGUCACGGCCGAAUAACUACGAAGAAUACAAGCACAGCGACGAACAGAUAUCCGAGGUGCGGGAAUGGAAGGACCGCCUCUACGCACAUCGCAUGGUGCGAUCGCCGAGUCGGGAUUCUCUGAGCGACGACGAUUAUGGAAGACCGAUGAACCGACAAUUUGCCCCUCCGAGUAACUUUGCGCCACCUCCGAAUCUCAACGAUAUCCCGCCUGCACCACAAGAGGAAUCGCCCCCGCCCGAGCACGCUGCUGUACCCCCUCCUCCCUCUGCCGAGCCAGCUGCCCCCGUGCCAGACGAUCCCACAGGAGAGGAUGCCUACCUGCGACGGAUGCAGAUGUCCGCAGGCCCUCAGCCACCGGCGGAGCCUGCCCCUCCGACUCGGUCUCUGGAUGCGCUGCAGCCGGCCUCUGCGACGAUAUCUCGUGCGCCGGUGCGAUACUCCCUGCCUCCCCCUCCCGAAGACAUUCCUGCGUCGGAGGCGGAACUUGAGGAAGCCUUCGCGAAGGAACAGCCGGUAGACGACCAACCAGAGGGGGAUGGUGAGCGAUCGCUACGACCUGGGCAACAAGGAUUUGCUGAACGACUGCUGGCCAAGUAUGGCUGGACCAAGGGCUCGGGACUGGGCGCCACAGGCUCCGGUAUUGUCAACCCAUUGCAGGUCAAGGUCGAAAAGCAGAAGAAGCGACCGGAUUCGGAGGGGGGUGGCUUUGCUACACCUGCUGGCAGGGGCAAGAUCAUCGGCGGCGCGAGGAAGAAGCAGGAAGAGGGCAAGUUCGGCGCCAUGAGCGAAGUCAUUAUCAUGAAAGGCAUGCUCGAUGGCAUGGACCUGGAGGCCGAACUGGAGGGCGACCAGGCGGGUGGGUUGAUGCAGGAAAUCGGAGAAGAAUGCUCGGAGAAGUACGGCAAUGUCGAACGAGUCUACAUUUCUCGCAACUCAGGCCCUCCCGUGCCGGUGUUUGUCAAAUUCACCAACCAGCUAUCAGCUUUACGAGCUGUGAAUGCUCUUGAAGGACGAAUAUUCAAUGGCAAUGCGAUCACCGUUCGGUUUUUCGACUCGCAGAAAUUCGAGCAAGGGAUCUAUGAGGAAUGA